Molecule: messenger RNA, 1659 nt
Organism: Lolium rigidum
Lineage: Eukaryota; Viridiplantae; Streptophyta; Magnoliopsida; Poales; Poaceae
Product: protein NRT1/ PTR FAMILY 8.3-like
Exons: 5
Coding region: 1-1659 (552 amino acids)
Biological process (GO): transmembrane transport
Cellular component (GO): membrane
Molecular function (GO): transmembrane transporter activity
Source: RefSeq, a predicted model, not a curated record
AUGGCGUCUCUCAAGGAAAACUUGCAGUUGGAAGAACCACUUCUCAAGGAUUCAGUUCUACAUAGAGGGGACCAAAUUGUUGACAUUAAAGGAACUCCAACUCCUACAACGAAGAAUCGUACGGGCAGUUGGAAAGCAUGCAAGUUUAUCUUAGUGACUGAAUGCUUCGAGGAGCUAGCGUACUACGGGAUCCAGUUCAACCUGGUGACUUUCCUCAAGACGAUAUUGCGGCAGAGCAAUGUCUCGGCAGCAAGAAACUACACCAACUGGCAGGGGACUUGCUAUAUCGCUCCCCUCGUCGGAGCUAUCGUGGCAGACUCCUAUCUGGGAAGAUACCGGACGACGCUGGCCUUCUUCGCAGUCUACCUGAUGGACGCCUUGUCGUCGUCUUCGUCCCAGUCCGCCGUCUUCUUCCUUGGCCUGUACAUGAUGGCCAUCGGAGCCGGCGGCAUCAAGCCCUGCAUCUCCUCCUUCGGCGCCGACCAGUUCGACGACGGCGUCCCGGCCGAGAGGCUCAAGAAGAGCUCCUUCUUCAACUGGUUCUUCUUCUCCAUCUACAUCGGCAGCUUCGUCUCCGGCACCGUCGUCGUGUGGGUGCAGGACCACUGCGGGUGGGUCAUUGGCCUCUGGAUACCGACCCUGUUCAUCGCCUUGGCUAUCGGGAGCUUUUUGCUGGGCUCCAGCUCGUACAGAGUGCAGAAGCCUCUGGGAAGUCCGCUCGCAAGAGUUUCCCAGGUUGUCGUGGCGGCGUUCUUGAAGCGGAAUGUACGUUUGCCGCGUGAUACUUCUCUUCUCUACGAGCUAACCGGGGAUGCGUCAAUGGCGGACGACAGUACCAAGAAGCUGCAGCAUACGCCGGUGCUUAGUUUCCUGGACAAGGCUGCAGUGAUCUCUUCAGCCGAAGAGCUUUAUUUUGAUCCAUGGAGGCUCUGCACCGUGACGCAAGUCGAGGAGCUCAAGAUCGUCAUCGGCAUGCUCCCGAUCUGGGCAACCGGGAUCGUCUUCUUCUCCGUCCUCGCGCAGUUCUCCUCGACGUUCCUAGAGCAAGGGAGGAUGAUGGACACUUCGGUCGGCGCGUUCGCCAUCCCUCCGGCGUCGCUGGCUUCCUUCGACGCCGUCAGCGUCAUCCUCUUCGUGCCCAUCUACGACAGGGUGCUCAUCCCCGCGGCGAGGAGGCUCACCGGCAACGAGCGCGGGUUCUCGGAGCUGCAGCGGUUCGGAAUCGGCCUGUUCCUGUCGGUCCUGGUCAUGGCGGCCGCGGCGGUGGUCGAGACGCGGCGGCUGGAGCUCGACCGGAUGGCGGCGGCGCCCAUGUGCAUCUUGUGGCAGAUACCGCAAUACCUCCUCGUCGGCGCCAGCGUGGUGUUCGCGUGCGUCGGGCAGUCGGAGUUCUUCUACAACGAGGCGCCGGAGUCGAUGCGGAGCCUCUCCACCGCGCUGGGGCUCCUCACAGUGUCGCUCGGGAGCUACCUCAGCUCACUCGUCGUGACGGUGGUGUCCACCGUCACCACGAGGGGCGGCGAGCCCGGGUGGAUACCCGAUGACCUCGACAAGGGUCACCUUGACCGCUUCUUCUGGCUCAUCGCUGCGCUCAGCUCGCUAAAUCUGGCGGUUUUCAUCUGCUGUGCCAAGAGAUACAAGUGCAAGAAUGUUUCUUAA